This is a messenger RNA of Wyeomyia smithii (pitcher-plant mosquito), 4629 nucleotides long. RefSeq lists its product as uncharacterized. The coding region runs from base 1 to 4629 and encodes 1542 amino acids. The record is from RefSeq and is a predicted model, not a curated record. NCBI's taxonomy places the organism in Eukaryota, Metazoa, Arthropoda, Insecta, Diptera, Culicidae. Gene Ontology annotation, molecular function: nucleic acid binding. The transcript has 5 exons.
AUGGCUGAGAAUACCGAACUGAAUUUCACGCAAACUCCUUGCGCAGCCUGCGAACAAAUUUCAACUACUAAUGAGAGUAUGAUUGGCUGUGAUGGAUGCGAAAGCUGGUACCACUGUCGUUGUGUCGGAAUAACCGCCGGAAUGAGGCUGGAAGAAAAGUGGUUUUGCGACAGAGAAACCUGCAAAGCCCUGGCUUACAAGAAUGAAAAAGAGAAGGGUGCUAAAAGAAAAAAUACUAGCAAGAAAAUUGCUAGCGAUUCCGAACGGGCCGUUCAGCAGAGACUAAAGGAGAUGAAAGAAAACCAAAAACGAUUGGAAGUGGCUAUGGAAGCAGAAUUGAUGCUGAAAAAAAGAGAACGACAGUUAAAGCGGACACUGGAGAAAAAGCGAAUGCUGUUAGAGCAACAAAUGCGCGAAGAAGAAGAAAAGGAAGAGCUCGCGCUGCAAGAGCAGAUUCUACGAGAGAGAAAAAUGCAAUUAGAUCGACUACAGGCAAAGGUCGAUUCGAACGUAGGUGGAUCAGAUGUACACCCUCUGGAGAAUAAAAACACACCGCUUCGCAAUCCGGAGGUUAAAGGGCGACAGAAUCCGAAAAAACUGCACCGAUUUGCUGGAGAUGAAUCCUCAGAAGAAGACGGCUAUGAAAGCGAAGAGGAGCAUUCUUCUGGCGAAGAAAAUACUGAUUCUAGUGACAUUGAUUACGAUUCGAAAAAUACAAAAGUGAAGGAAGAUGGGAAAAACGGUAGCAUUGGCCGCGAAGGGCUGGGGCAGCUGCAAUUGAAGCCAACUAAAGCACAACUGGCUGCGAGAAGUGAUCUAGUUGGAAAGCUUCCGGAUAACGAUAAGCGUGAGUGGGUCCGCUACAAACGCGGAAAGAAGCGAGUCACGCUACGGACAUUCACCAAUUUUAUUUCCGAAAUAGUAGAAGAAGCUUGCGAGGCAAAUGUGACGCUAGAGUAUAAGCCCGUUACCGAGUUCCGAACGGGCAAAGACCGACAGAAGGAGAAAGGCGGAUUGUUUAACCAUAGCAUCAGCGAGAACACGAGAGCUAGCAAUCAAGAACGGAAGAGGCAAAAACCUUGCAGAGCAUGUCAGCGCACUGAUCAUCGACUGGAAAUAGUAAAUCAGUGGGGUUUGUGCUCAGUGUGCCUGAACGAACACGGUAUGGCUCAAUCCGUCGUUGGUACGAGUGCCCAUAUUCGAACCAACAACGUGACAUUGUUCCGAAUGAUUCCAGUGAAUCUCCACUGGGGGGAUCGUACAAUCACAGCUCUUGCGUUUUUGGAUGAAGGUGCUUCCGUGACGCUGGUAGAAAAAAAUAUAGCAGAUCGUUUAGGUGUGUGUGGCGUCCAGGAAAAGCUUACGAUUAGAUGGACGGCCGAUAUAAUACGAGUAGAAAAGGAGUCGCGUAGGAUGAAUCUUUGGGUAUCCGCCGUCGGUGCGGAUGACAAAUUGUUGCUGAAGUCAGUUCGGACGGUGGAAAAAUUAAUGCUACCCCAGCAAGCGCUAAAAUCAAAGGAGAUUGCGGCACAGUACGCUUACAUGCAGGGACUAUCGAUAACAUCGUAUGAUGGACGACCGGAAUUACUCAUAGGUUUGAAUAACAUCCAUUCGUUCGCACCGACGGAAAUAAAGGUUGGGACGGAGACAGAACCUAUUGCAGUGCGCUGUAAGCUCGGAUGGACAGUAUAUGGACCAACCCGAGCAAACCAAUUUGAAAAAGAAGGCGCAUGUUUAAACUUUCAUCAAGAGGUCAGCAAUGAACAACUGUACGAUUUGCUAAAGACCCACUAUGCAUUAGAGGAAUCAGUGGUUUGCGUGCCAAGGGAAUCUGCAGAAGAUAAGAGGGCUCGCGAAAUCCUCCAGCGCACUACUAAACGAAUUGGAGACCGCUUUGAAACCGGGCUUCUGUGGAAAAAUAACGAUCCGUAUUUCCCGGAUAGUUAUUCGUUAGCCGUGAAAAGACUGAAGCAGUUGGAGAAAAAACUGGAGAAGAAUCCAGAGUUGUACGAGAACGUAUGCCGACAAAUCGAUGAGUACCAGGAGAAGGGGUACGCGCAUUUAGCAACUCCUGAAGAGCUUGCUGAUACAGAACCAAGAAAAAUAUGGUACCUCCCUUUAAAUGUCGUCUUGAAUCCCAGGAAACCAGGAAGAGUACGGCUCAUCUGGGAUGCUGCAGCUGCCGUGCAGAACGUAUCACUCAACUCUCAGUUAUUAACGGGUCCUGACAUGCUUGUUCCGUUGGUUACAGUAAUAAUCGGAUUCCGAGAGCGCAGAAUUGCCUUUGGAGGCGAUCUGCGUGAAAUGUAUCACCAAGUAAAAAUAAUCGACGAUGACAAGCAGGCCCAACCUCAAUACGUGAAAAACUGUAAUGCACUGGAGUAUGCCGGACAAUAUCCAGAAGCAGUGGAAGCAAUUAUAAAUCGCCACUACGUCGACGAUUAUUUUGAUAGUGUCGAUACCGUUAAGGAAGCAAUUACCAGAACGAAUCAAGUAAAGUUCAUUCAUAAAUGCGCCGGAUUCGAGAUUCGCAAUUGGGUAUCGAACUCGUCUGAAGUACUGCAGAGUUUGGGAGAGGAAAUUUCAGCUACGAAGGUCCAUUUCAAUCAGGACAAGAUUACGUUACAAGAGCGUGUGUUGGGUUUGAUAUGGAAUCCAGAACAUGACGAGUUUUUCUUCUCCACACAGCAUCGAGAAGCAACUCUUCCGUACCUUCGGGGGGACAAACGGCCAACAAAACGAAUAGUGUUGAGUUGUGUAAUGGGUUUUUUUGACCCCUUGGGCCUGCUGGCACCUUUCACAAUACACGGGAAAAUUAUCGUUCAGCAUCUUUGGCGUAGCGGUUGCGACUGGGAUGAUGUAAUUUCCGACAGCUGCUGGGAGAUGUGGAAACGAUGGAUCGGUUUACUGGUGGACGUAGAAAACGUACGCGUCCCACGAUGCUACUUAGGCGAUUCAGUAGCGGCGGACGCUGAGUCAAUAGAGAUCCACAUUUUCACCGACGCCAGUGAAAACGCCUAUGGAAGCGUUGCAUAUCUCCGGGCGGUUUUCAAAGGCGAGGUGCGGUGCUGCCUGGUUAUGUCUCGAGCGAAAGUAGCUCCGCUGAAACGCCAAUCGAUACCUCGACUGGAAUUUAUGGCUGCUGUUCUAGGGGCUCGAAUGAGCCAGACCAUACUAGCAAAACAUACGUUGAAGAUUGACCGUUGUAUUCUGUGGACAGAUUCCUGGACAGUGUGCAGCUGGAUAAGCUCUGACCAGCACAAAUUUAAGCAGAACGUGGUUUUCAAAGUUGGGGAAAUUCUGGAGCUAACUCGUGUAACAGAUUGGCGAUGGAUUCCGACAAAGUUGAACGUGGCUGACUUACUAACUAAAUGGGGUCGAACUCCGUUUUUGCACAGCGACGGAGAAUGGUUCAAAGGUGCAUCUUUUCUUUACAAUUCGGAAAACCAAUGGCCGUCUACGAGUAUACCAAUUGAAGAUACCGACGAAGAAACUAGAGCUCACGUACUGUAUCAUGAGGUCAUCGUUGAUAAUAGGUGCUCGCGAUGGACCACAUUACUUCGAGGUACAGCAUACGUGUUAAGGUUCCUGAACAACUGCAAGCGAAAGAAAAACAAACUUCCCAUCAUCACUAUGAAAGCCACGGAAACUCAGCGGAAGUUGAUCAAAGCGAAACAUGAGACGAUUCAGCUGCCACUAAGCAAAGAAGAGUUCCAGAAGGCAGAAAGUGUUCUUUGGAAACAAGCACAGUUUGAUGGGUUUCCAGACGAGAUGAGCGCGCUGAUGACCAACAUAACGCUCAAACCAGGACAAGAACCCGAGAGGAUUACGAAAUCCAGUUGUAUUUACAAACUAACACCGGUCCUCGACGAAAACGGGGUACUGCGCGUUGGCGGUCGAAUGGAAACAUCAACCGAUAUUCCGUUUGUCAAACGAUUUCCGAUUAUUCUGCCGCGGAAGCACGGCUUGACAAGAAAAAUAAUUCAAUUUUACCACGAAAAGUUUGGUCACGCUAACCGCGAAACUGUGGUGAAUGAGCUUCGCCAACGUUUUUGGAUUCCAAAUAUUCGAGCAGCGAUUAUACAGGUCAUGCGCCAAUGUAUAUGGUGUAAGGUGAAUCGUUGUCGUCCAUUGGCUCCGAUGAUGGCUCCACUACCCGUUCAGAGAGUGACCCCCCAUCUUCGACCAUUUAGCUCGAUAGGCAUCGACUAUCUGGGUCCCAUUGAAGUGGCGGUCAACAGAAGGAAAGAGAAAAGGUUGGUCUGCGUAUUCACUUGUCUUGCGAUUCGUGCCGUACAUCUCGAGGUUGUACAUAGCACAACACAAUCAUGUUUAAUGACCAUACGGAGAUUUAAUAAGGAGCAUGGCAUACCAAAAGAAAUUUUUUCGGACAACGCAACUUGUUUCAAGGGCGCAGACCGCGAGAUGCGUAGAAUCUACAGUGAGUGCGCGAAUACAGUAGCGAGCGCAACGACAGCGUGGCAUUUCAAUCCUCCAGCAGCGCCGCACAUGGGUGGCAUCUGGGAGAGAAUGGUAAGAUCCGUGAAGGAAUGUAUGAAAACGCUUGAUGAUGGAAGAAUCCUAACCGAUGAAGUUUUGCUAACGGUCCUUGCGGAGCAGAGGAUAUGA